Spirodela intermedia is the source of this 459-nucleotide messenger RNA. The record is from the annotation of a GenBank genome assembly. Lineage: Eukaryota; Viridiplantae; Streptophyta; Magnoliopsida; Alismatales; Araceae.
AUGGGGACGGAGGUGGUGGAGGACUUGAGGAGGAAGGGGGCGGAGGUGGUGUACGGGGCGGAGGCCUGCUACAAGCACUCGCAGGAGCUGCUGGAGGAGAUGGGGUUCCCGGGGGGGGUGAUGCCGAUGAAGAACCUGGAGGAGUGCGGACUGGUGAAGGAGACGGGGUUCGUGUGGAUGAAGCAGAAGGAGCCUUACGAGCACUUCUUCAAGGGGACGGAGACGCUGGUCAGGUACUCCCGGGAGGUGACGGCGUACGUGGAGAAGAACCGCAUGAAGAAGAUGACCGGCGUCAGGAGCCGGCAGCUGCUGCUGUGGGUGCCCCUCUCGGAGAUGAGCAUCGACGACCCAGAAGGUCUCAAGAUCACCUUCAACACCCCCAUGGGCAUCGGCCGCUCCUACCCCCGCUCCGCCUUCCUCGAAGAAGAAGAAGAAGGCGGCGAGCCCCAGAAGCAGUGA